AUGGAUAAUGAAUUAGAUCGAUUUAUUGAAGAUUGCAAUACACUUCAAGAGAAAAUUAACACAAUAACUCAGAACAAAGACUUUAAUAUUCCGCUACUUACAGAAAUUGAUGAUUGGGAGAAAAUGAUUAUUGAAAAGGUUAAAAAAGUCGCUGAACAAGUUCGAGAACAAGUGAUUAAACUACCGAACGAAAAGGAAGUGGAAACAAAAUUUAACUUUGAGAAAUAUAGACAGAAUCUCAAUCAAUUAAAAGAAACCGGUGAUUUUGUCGAGUAUGAUUUGAAAUACCUCGAACAAACAGUUUAUCAACUUAAUCAAGAUCUAAAACGAUUAAAUCAAUCACUUGAAUUCGAGUUGUGUAAGGAGCAAAGUAACCAAAUACAAUGGGAUAGUCUCAUUUAUAUCAAAGAAAACCCUUCUUACGCACUAAAGCAAUCUCAACAACAACAAGUAAACGACCAAACUCAAAUUGUGGUAUCAUCUCGUCAAGUGACACUCGAUUGUGGUGGUCAUCCUUGUACAAUAUGUAAUAAAUGUUGCGAUUGGAAUCGUAAUGUCAGGCGUGCUGGUGCCACUUGCACUCGUAAUUCUGUUGGUACUUGUUAUACUGCUUAUUGCGAUUGUCCUGGUUCUUGUCAUUGCAGUUAUAAUGAUCAUAUUUAUAGUGAUGUAUGUAAUUGUGCAGAGAACAAAUGA
This is a messenger RNA of Adineta steineri, 696 nucleotides long. The record is from the annotation of a GenBank genome assembly. Lineage: Eukaryota; Metazoa; Rotifera; Eurotatoria; Adinetida; Adinetidae.